AAAAGCCUUAUCUAUAGCUAUUUGAGGUGGUCCUUGUUUUGCUACCUUCAAUUGUAACCCUCUCCCAAUAGAGUUUAGAAAAUAAAAAAAUCAGAAAUUGUAAACGCUCUCUGAUCCGAUUAAUUAAUCUAAUCAAGAAAAAGUAAAUGGCUUCAACAUUCAGUGGCGAUGAAACUGCUCCGUUCUUUGGUUUCCUCGGUGCUGCUGCUGCCCUCGUUUUCUCCUGUAUGGGAGCCGCUUAUGGGACCGCGAAAAGUGGGGUUGGUGUGGCGUCCAUGGGUGUGAUGAGGCCAGAACUGGUGAUGAAGUCGAUCGUCCCCGUGGUUAUGGCUGGUGUUCUCGGUAUUUAUGGCUUGAUUAUUGCUGUUAUCAUUAGUACCGGAAUUAACCCAAAGGCUAAAUCUUAUUACCUUUUCGAUGGAUACGCUCAUCUCUCUUCUGGUCUCGCUUGCGGACUUGCUGGUCUUUCCGCUGGUAUGGCUAUUGGGAUCGUGGGCGAUGCUGGCGUUAGAGCCAAUGCACAACAGCCAAAGCUAUUUGUUGGGAUGAUCCUCAUUCUUAUCUUUGCUGAGGCAUUGGCACUAUAUGGCUUGAUUGUUGGCAUUAUUCUCUCUUCCAGAGCUGGUCAGUCGCGAGCCGAGUGAUAAAGGCCUAAUCAGUGACUCUUAUGGAUCCUUGAAGAGUUGUUCAAUAUAUUCUUCUUUCUUUUGCUGGUAUAGAUAAGUUUUGCCCAUAAAGUAUUGUUCUACAUAAAAUUUAUUGGCUGCCAGCCUUUGAGCUUUUCUAGAGAUUGAGAAAUCCGAUGGGCUGAUGAUAGUAGAUUAGAUAAAUAUUAGUUAGUUGUUUCAAUAAAAUUUGUAAACAUUGUUUCAUUUGUGAAGUUGUGUGCUUGUGGAUCUUGUUUAAA
Messenger RNA from Hibiscus syriacus, 907 nucleotides. Its product is annotated as V-type proton ATPase subunit c2. The transcript has 3 exons. Gene Ontology annotation, molecular function: proton-transporting ATPase activity, rotational mechanism. Lineage: Eukaryota; Viridiplantae; Streptophyta; Magnoliopsida; Malvales; Malvaceae. Gene Ontology annotation, biological process: proton transmembrane transport. The record is from RefSeq and is a predicted model, not a curated record. Bases 147 to 644 code for a protein of 165 amino acids. Gene Ontology annotation, cellular component: proton-transporting V-type ATPase, V0 domain.